Messenger RNA from Chroicocephalus ridibundus (black-headed gull), 6222 nucleotides. RefSeq names its product RAB11 family interacting protein 2 (gene RAB11FIP2). The record is from RefSeq and is a predicted model, not a curated record. Gene Ontology annotation, biological process: regulated exocytosis. Gene Ontology annotation, molecular function: small GTPase binding. Lineage: Eukaryota; Metazoa; Chordata; Aves; Charadriiformes; Laridae. The transcript is spliced from 5 exons. The coding region runs from base 149 to 1675 and encodes 508 amino acids. Gene Ontology annotation, cellular component: phagocytic cup; endosome.
CUGGUGGGUGCCACCCGCGGCGAGGAGCUGGAGGCAGGAGCGGGCCGAGCCCCCUGACAGGUGUCUUCGCCGUUAAGGGCCCUUCCGCCGUGGCCCGGGGACUUACAGACUUCCGAGUUCGUUAUCGCUGCUGCGAUCUUCAAAGACGAUGUUGGGGGAGCAAGCCCAGAAGUGGUUCCCAACUCACGUCCAAGUUACGGUCCUUCAAGCCAAAGGGCUGAAGCCAAAAGGUAAAAAUGGCAGCAAUGACGCCUACACCAUCAUCCAGCUGGGCAAGGAGAAGUACUCCACCUCGGUGGCCGAGAAGACCCUGGAUCCCGUCUGGAAAGAAGAGGCCUCCUUUGAGCUCCCUGGAUUACUCAUGCAGGAGAAUCCAGAAAAAUACAUCCUCUACCUGAUUGUCAUGCACAGGUCACUGGUGGGGCUGGACAAGUUUUUGGGACAGGUGGCGAUAAGUCUGAACGAUAUAUUUGAGGACAAGCAAAGAAGGAAAACAGAGUGGUUUCACCUAGAGUCCAGACAAGGGAAGAGAAAUAAAGACAGAGGAGAAAUAAAGGUCAAUAUUCAGUUUAUGAGGAAUAACAUGACAGCAAGUAUGUUUGAUUUGUCAAUGAAGGACAAAACUAAGUCCCCUUUUGCUAAACUAAAAGACAAAAUGAAGGGUCGAAAAAACGAUGGGACGUUUUCGGACACAUCCUCUGCAAUCAUCCCAAGUACUCACAUACCCGAUGCAAACGUAGAGGUAUGUAGUGGCGAAGUACAAAUGAAAUCAAAACCAAAAAAACCUUUCCUUUUGGGACCUCAGCGGCUAUCCUCAGCUCAUUCGAUGUCGGAUUUAACGGGAUCGCAUGUCUCAGAAAAAAUGAAAUCCAGCACGGUUGGCUACUCUCAUCUUUUCAGGCGUCAGCUAGAAUCGUUUGGUUCGGUUGAUGAAGGUGGGAGUCUAAAAUCUCCACACAGAAGGACAUUAAGUGUUGAUACUUCUAAAAUGAACCAGCUUGACAGCACAGCUGAUGAAACUGCACUUGAGGCACAAAAUGACCCAUUUACCAACGUGAGUGCUUCGUUACCCCAAAAAUUUGCUACACUGCCAAGACAGAAGAAUCCGUUCGAAGAGAGCCCAGCAACGUGGGAUCAAAACAUAAGUCUGUUUUCUAAACCUGUCGAAAUCAGAAAAGAAAUUAAAAAAGAGAAAAAAGAGAAAGUUAGUCUUUUUGAAAGAGUGACUGGAAAAAAAGAUAGCAAGAGGUCAGAUAAACUUAGCAAUGGGGGAUCAGACAGUUCUACUGACUUGAAAUCACCCAGCGCGUUUGGUGAAACUCAUCAGGAGAGUUUUGAUUAUGAUUCGACUAAUCCGUUUAUGACAAACUACAAGCCUACAAGCAUGUUGCCAUCUUCAAGUUUCAGUAUGAAUCCUCCUGGCAUUGAGGACCUCAGGAAGACAAUGGAUGGCAAUCCUUUCGACGCCACUGCAGGAUACCGUAAUCUCACUUAUGAAGAGGUUUUGCAGGAGCUGGUGAAGCAUAAAGAGCAACUUAAGAAGAAGGACACUCAUAUUCGUGAACUUGAGGAUUACAUUGAUAAUCUUCUUGUACGAGUGAUGGAAGAAACACCUAGUAUUCUCAGAGUGCCAUAUGAACCUUCUCGAAAAGCUGGCAAAUUUUCCAAAAGUUAAGACAGUGAUACUUGAUGGUACUUUCUGCUGAAUACGUUAGUGAAAAGAAACCACACUUGAACGUUUUGACUUCUCUUCAUUCCUUGUCUCCUAAGAAAUUCCAGGAACCAGGGGAGGACAGGACGAUGGUGUGGGUUUUUUUCGUUUGUUUUUUUUGUUUUUUUUUUUUUUUACUCUGAACACUAGCAGGGACUGCCAAAAGUCAUAUUCUGUUAGAUUACCUAAAUAACAUUUUUUCUUUCUUUUUGAAAACACCUUUAGGUACGGAAUACUUGCAGUACAGUAAAUAAUAUGCAUUAAGUAUGUCCAUGCAGUUUAUAUAAUAGCUUAGUGUUCACCAUGUGGCAGUUUCAGUUGGGAAGUCUGUGCUGUUAUGAAUGUUUUCUUGGAUGAUUAUUGGUAUUAUGCAAAUAUAUCGAUUCUGGUAUUACAGCAUGCCUUCGAGACCGCUGUUUUCAAGCCAGUGCAGUACGCUUUACUAAACCUUCGUGUGGUUUGUUGCAAUGGAAUGUAGUUUGUUCUACACAUAGUAGAGGAAAACAGUGAUGCACAAUCUUUGCAGAGUAAAUGCUGUAUUCUAUACGAUGUGCUUUUUCUAUAACAAUGUAAAAAAAUACCAUGCCAUUUCGGUAAUGGCACAUGCUGGAGUCAGUUAUUUUACACUUAAAUGCUGAAUUUUGUGUUUAAUGAUUGAACUUUGGUAGUGAGCUCAUGUCACAAGGUUGUUUUGAGGAUCUUUUUGUAUGAAGUUAUUGCAUGCCUUUUUAUAUGUUAAAGUACUUUGAACAGUGUUAAUAGAGUCAGAGAUAGGACUGGAGAAAAGUAUGGAAUAAAGAUAUGAAUACUUUGUUCAAAGUCUACUACAGUGCAAAUGUAGGAGAAAUGAACAGACUGACUUAAAUAGACAGGAUAAUUCAAAAAAUAUAGAACUGACUCAAUUUAAGGUUGAGUUUUACAUGAUAGAUAUCUGUCUUAGGUUUUUUUAAAUCUUAUGACAACAAAGUAUAUGCCUUUAGAAAUAGGCUAUGUUGCUUAAACACAUAUAGAGUACUUAGAAAGGCUUUUCAUUAAAAAAAAAAUCUGUAGUCCUUGUAAGUCAGUUUUCAUUGAGGCAAAUGAAAGAAGAAUGUAGUAAAUGUCUUCCUGAUCAUUUCAUACUUGUUUGUAAAAUGACAUAUGAAAAAGGUACCUAUUAUUCAAUAAAUUGGAAAAAUAUAGUGAAUAUAUAAUGGGAAAGUAUCGUAGGAGAAGAAUCCUCAGAAUAUUAACAUAAAUAGAUUUUAAUUUCCUUUAUACAAGUCUCAGUUGCUGUGAAACAGUAAGAUGAUAUUUAAAAAAAAAGUAUAGAGAAUAUUUUAGAUUUGGGUUUAAGAAAACUGACUGUCUUCUCCUCCUCCUCUUCUUUCUCUACACCUGAUCUGUUUUUUUUCUUACAGCACCACGUAAUGGCUGUUGCUGAGGAGGAAAAGAAGCUCGAAAUUAAACUCAAAUUUUUUGUUGUUGUUGUAAAAGAUCUAAAUAUAUUUUCAUUUUUAAAUCUGCAAAAAGUAGUAGUAUCUUGGGUAAUUAAUUAAUUGAUCUGGAAAAGUUGAAAAAGUUUUAUCUGAAUGCUUUUGGCAAUGUUAGUAUUGUGUGACAGUACAGAAUUGUUAGAAAAAAACAUUUCUCUGUACAGUUGUUCUCAGAUUUAGUUUACUACUUUUUUGCAUUUUUCUUCCUUCCUUUCCUUCCUUUCCUUCCUUUCCUUCCUUUCCUUCCUUUCCUUCCGUUCCUUCCUUUCCUUCCUUUCCUUCCGUUCCUUCCUUUCCUUCCUUUCCUUCCUUUCCUUUUUCUUUAGGAACUACCUCCCACCCCCCUAGCGCUAUGUCCCUAAAAUCUGUGCAGUUUGAGUGUUCCCAACCCAGCAUUGAGAUCCUUUAGUGUAGAUCGUUGUGCCUGGAUGGAUCCUGAGUGAUUCAAGCCCUGCCUAAUUGUAGUGUUCUGCAUUUAGACAUUUGUAGCCCAGAAAAGGGCCCACUUCAUCAGGUAGUCUCUCUUUUGACAACCUAAGGAUUUAUCGCGGUCGGUACCUCAUAAACCACAUGAAUGUUCCUUUGACCCACUUGAGAUCUAAAUGACUGUAAAUUUGUUAUAAUAUACUCAAAGUGCCAAAGGUUAUGUACUAAGUUAUGGUACAUUUACUGUUGGAAGUUAGGUUUUGCACUCAAUUAGAUUUUAAUUUCCUAAUUACACCAAGAUGUAUUUCAGUUACUCAGUAUUUCCAUAAAAGUUCUUAAACAUUUUCAAAUGUUUGGCCGAAGCAAGUGGUUUUCUCAUGUUGUUAAUGGGGAAGUGUUGUGCAAUUGUUUUGAAUUCCACAGUCAUUUUCAGACUAACUGGUAUGAGACCAUCUGUAAUAUCUGCAAUGAUUAAAUCAUACACACCAACGGGGUUUAACUAAAGUAAACUAACCCGAGAGUGUAUGCUCCAAUGACUUUUCACUUGCAAGCCAACUUAUAAUUAUUAAAAUGAAACUCUACUAUAUUUAGCACCUCUGAAAUCACUUCUUUUAGAAUGUAAAUGUAGAAUAUCAAACUGCAUAAUUGACGAAGAGCAGAUCAUUUGACAUAUUUGCAUACCAAGAACGAUAAGCAGAUUAAAGGUAGCGAAAAGAUCAAUUUUUGUGCAUUAGUGAAGAAAUUUCGUGAAGCUUUGAAUGUGCUAUCUAGUCUUUAUCUGAUCUGUAAGUGAAUAAAAGCACCUUUUGUUUCUAACAGUUUAUCAAGAAAGAGGGGAGAACGACAAAUGCAACUUAGGAAAAGGUAAAGUUACUGAGAGAGGCAGAAUGGGACACUUACAACUGUGAAAAUAUUUUUAUAGGGUUCCUAUAGCUAAAGAUAUAGUCAGCUUUUGGAGCAAUUCUGGAAGGAUUACAUACACAUCAUUUUCGGGUUAGAGUGAGAAUUGUAACAUAUUUCUGUAUUUUGAAAAGUUUUGAAAAGCAUCUUCACCCCGCAUGUAUUUUUUGAACCGCGCAGCUUUCAAGUGAAGACACUUCAUACGAAGUAAUUUAUAUGUUGAAAACAAAGAAAGUUCUGUUUCUCCCAACAGGAUAAAGUUGUAGACUUUCUUGCAGAUCAUUGUAAAACCACAAUAACUUGCCAAUUACGGUCACUCUUUCUUGCCCUUUAAAAUGUAUGGAUGAAAAUUUUGGACAUCUCCACAUUUUUUUGAUUUUUUUUUUUUUUCCCUCUCAAAAAUUCGCAUAAGGGCUCAUCCGUGCACACACUAUACUUUGAAAUUACCCUUUGAAACGUAUCCUCUGCCCAUAGCCAUGUACUUUACUUACUUUAAAGAACAAAUAUUAAGGCCAUACUUUAAUGUUGUAAGCAACCAAUUUAAACUUUCUGCCAUUCAAGGAGGAUGUUUAAUAUUUAUAUGUUACCUCUUGCUGCUCUAUUUUACGUUUAGCUUGGGUUUCCACCUGCUAAUGAAUGUAGCAUUCUCCCUGGGUUAUGCAUAACUGCAUUUAUUGCUGUUGUCUCUGUAUCAAGAAUUAUUUGUAAUUUUCCAGCUGUGAAAAUGUUGCCUUGCAUUUCGAAAGCUUUCCUGAUUUGGGGACCUAAUGAAAGUCAUGCUCAUUAGGUACCAGUCUGCGUUUCUUUCUGUACAGGAUGCCCGCCCUUAGAUGCAUCUUGACAACAAACAGAACUGCUGUCUUAAUGUGUUUACUGCUGCGCUGGAGGUUUAUUUCCACUUCCAGCUUUAAAGAAAAAUUAUUGUCCUACAUCAAGUAUGUAAAGUAAGCUCAUGCUUUUUUGCUCUUUGUGUAUCCAUUACUGUUGUAGCUACGAUAGAGGCGUUCGCUGUGGGCUUGAAAUGGUGAUAUUUAAAGCAUGUUGACUAACUUCCUCUGUUUGAAGUCCAUGGUGAAGGACUAUAGCGCUGCUGUGUUGAUGAUGCUAGAUUUAAGGGUCUGUCAGCACUUUCGCUAUGAAACCCUAUUUUCAGGGAUUUAUAACUUCUAAAUGUAGAUACAGUCACUGGAAGUAUUUAAUAUGCAAUAGGUAGCACUUUAAUCUGUUCAUGAAGGGUUUUGAGAUUUGUUUCUGUUGAAAACGUCAUGGUCUCCUAAAGCGUGGUGGGCAUUUGCUGUAUCUUUUAUAAUUUGUACGUUGAAGAAGCCACUGUAUGUUACAAAUGGUAGAGCCAUUCCUAUUCAUCUUAGAAGCUUCCAGAUGUCUCGUAUUACAAUGUGCUAUAAAAAGCUGAAGAUCCAGGUUAUAUAGGAAGUCUGUAAAAGAUACGAACAUUACCUAUAACUUAAGGGUUGAUUUCGUCUCGUGCAAUCAAUGGUAGUUUGUCUACAUUUAAUAAUGGUACAGAAUCACAACUAUAUGCACAUGUGAGAACUAUAAACUUAGAAUGCAUGAAGAACUUUAUUUUUGUUUCAUUAUUGCGACUUCAACUCCUUUACUUUGAUUACAAUGUUAUCUUAAUAUUUUAAUUUCUGUUCAUUAAAUAAAUAUUGCAUGUCUAACACUAAUAAAGCACCACAAUGCACUACC